Messenger RNA from Phialemonium atrogriseum, 1585 nucleotides. RefSeq names its product oxalate formate antiporter. The record is from RefSeq and is a predicted model, not a curated record. Gene Ontology annotation, cellular component: membrane. Gene Ontology annotation, molecular function: transmembrane transporter activity. The coding region runs from base 266 to 1567 and encodes 433 amino acids. Lineage: Eukaryota; Fungi; Ascomycota; Sordariomycetes; Cephalothecales; Cephalothecaceae. Gene Ontology annotation, biological process: transmembrane transport. The transcript is spliced from 5 exons.
CUAGCCUUAUAGGCCUUACCACGUUGGGACCAGCAAAGACCCCAUUCAACCGGAGCUAUGGCGGCACUUUGUCAUGGUAUAUCUUCUCUUUGUGCUCCUUCGCCGACUCCACGCGGCGAUAAGAGAUGGCCAUGGGGACUUUGAAGCGGGGCGAGCUCGGGCUUAGACAUUUUCCCCUUCCUUCCGUACUACUGCACACCAAACGACAGGAAUCCUCCCCAUAGCAAGCAACGAUGAAUGCCAAACCAGUGGAUCUAGCACCGAGAUGGAGGAACGGGAUGGGUCAUCACCGCCCACCCAAGCAGGUCCGACAUUACCAAUGGACAUGGCGUCGGACAAUGACGCUAUCGAUACAGAGUAUUACCCGGAAGGCGGCACCAAGGCAUGGCUCGUUGUGCUCGGUGCUUGGUGCGCCAUGAUCCCGUGCAUGGGGCUGCUAAACACCUUGGCUGUUCUUCAGGCAUGGGUCUCCCAGAAUGAGUUGUCGCAUCUGCCAGAAUCAACCACUGGAUGGAUCUUCAGUACCUACGCUUUUUUCCUGUACUUCUGCGGAGCCCAGACUGGCCCCAUCUUCGAUGCGCACGAUGUGAAGUUGCUGGUGAUCCCGGGGAGCAUCGGAAUCGUGGCGUCCAUAAUGUGCUUGAGCCUGUCAAAAGAAUUCUACCAGUUCCUGCUAUCCUUCGGCGUCCUCGGCGGCAUGUCAGCCUCGCUCAUCUUCAACCCAAGCAUAUCCUCCAUCGGCCACUGGUUUCUCAAGCGCCGCGCCCUCGCAACCGGCAUAGCCUGCACCGCCGGCGGCCUCGGCGGCGUCGCCUUCCCCCUCAUCAUCCUCCACCUAGCCCCGCGCAUCGGGUUCCCCUGGGCCAUACGCGUCAUCGGGUUCAUCAGCGCCGCAUUCGGCCUCAUGGCCUGCUGCCUCCUGCGCAAGCGACUCCCGCCAAACAAGAAGGCCGGCGCGUCCAUCGACCUGACGGCGCUGGUCCGCGACAGGAGAUUCGCCGCCACAACGGUCGCGGUCUUCCUCAUCGAGUUCGCCGUCUUCAUCCCUUACUCGUACAUCUCGUCGUACGCCAUCCGCGCCGGCGUCGAUCCGCAGAAGGCGUAUCGCCUCAACGCCCUGCUCAAUGUAGGAGCCAUCCCCGGCCGAGCCCUGCCGGGUUACGUGGCGGAUCGCUUCGGGCACUUCAAUGUCAUGUGCGGCACGGCGCUGGUGUGCACGGCGUUCAUCUUGGCGCUGUGGCUCACGUCCGCGGCGAACGAGGCUAUGAUCACGUCGUUUACUGUGCUCUAUGGGUUCUGGUCGGGCGCGGCUAUCAGCUUGACGCCUGUGUGUGUGGGGCAGGUGUGCAAGACUGAGGAUUAUGGGAAGCGGAGCGGGACCGCCUUCUUCGUUUGUAGUUUUGGUGCCUUGGUGGGGAUUCCGAUUGCCGGGGCUAUCUUGCAAGCUAAUGACGGGGAUUAUCAGGGGUUGAUUAUCUUCUGUGGGUGCUUUUAUUUCGCGGCCGUCGUUGCGUUUGCCGUCGCAAGGGGUAUUGCUGGCGGGUGGGGGUUGAGGGUUAUCUGCUAGACGAUGGGUUAUUAAGGA